GUGCAGCAACAGAGAAUAACGGAAACGUUAUCGACAUCGGAGAGAGAGAUCCACGCAGGUAUCAAUUUCAGGUGAAGCUAGGGGGAUGGCAUCACGCAGCGCUUUGUCGGCUUACCCCCCAUGCAUCCCCUCCCUCUAUGUCUGAUCAGAUCCCAUGUGCACGUUGAAUGAGUGGGGCGGGGCUUCAAUCAGCAUCACCGUUUUAGCAGCACCGAUUUCAAGAAAGAAAGAAAGAAAGAAAGGAUUCCCUUUACCCCCAGCCCCCCAGCCUGCACGCACAAUUCAACGAUACGUGCAGUCAAACAGCUGAAGGUCCAGCACAUUGCGGGUCUACGCUUCCCUGAGCAGAAAAGGGCGGAGAGCAGACAGGGCAGACGCCAAGGACUGGGUGUUGAAAGCUAAGUGCCUUUAUAGUUCUGAACUGUAAGGAUAACGACACGUUAGCAAAGCUGAAUGCACAUUUCUCUUCCGAAAGAGCAGUCUAUCCAGCUUUUUAAAUUCCUAAAAUCUCGGGGCGUGCCAGCUAAAAAUGCAGAAGGAGGACGAUCUAGAGGAAGGGAAGCAAGAAGAAAAGAAAGUGAAAAAGGAGUGCCAGCGACUUACACAGGAACGAGACGAAGCAGAGAGGCAGCUGAAGCACAUUAAACGAGUUUCUCAAAUGGUCAUUGAAGAAGUGAGUGUUUUGCAAACUCAGCUGGAAAUAGAAAAAUCCUGCCGAGAGAAUGCAGAAGCCUUAGCAACAAAGCUGAAUUCUGAGAACAGGAAACUAAAAUAUCUAAGUUUAGCGUCAAGACCCUGCCUAGAUGAACUGUUGCCCAGUAUUUCUGACUGCAUUGCACUUGAAGAGGAGGCUGAACCCCAAGACCCAAGCCCUGACCCUUACAUUCAAUACCAACAACAGGUGAAAGACUUGCAGGAAACAGUUAGUGGCCUUUUAGAGGAGAAGAAACAGCUUGUUUGCCAGCUACAAGAACAGAAGUUCCACAUAGAAGAGUUGAAUGCCCAUAUAGAAAGUGAUGAAGCUAAAAUGCAGGAACUACAGAAAACUAUUGAACAACAUAGUGCAACUAUCAGGAGAUUCAACCGAGUUUCAUUGAUGGCAACAGAGGAAUAUGAAGAACUACGAGAGAAACUGGAGCUGGAACAGAGUUUGAGGCAGAAAGCUGAGGCCUAUGCACAUGAGAUGCUGAUCAAACAAAAAGAGGCAAAUCGUCAGAGUAUGAUCCUGCUUCAGCAGGCUGAUCCCAGUGUGCAGCUGCUCAAAGCCCUUGAAGAUGUGGCUAAAAUUACCAAGGAGUUGGAAGAAGAAAGACUUCAGCAUCGUGAAAAGUUAAAUGAACUGGAAGCCCAGUUACAAGAAUCAGUUCUUCACAAAAAACUGGAAGAAAUGCAGAAACAGCUUGUGUUAGUGGAAGAAGAGAAGAAAGAACUGGAGCUUCGAAUCCAGCAAUCCGAAGAGCAUAAUAUGAACAUGGAGCAGAAAGUCCAAGAAAUGUUGAAGACUCAGAAAAGUUCAGACUUGGUACCUGAGACAGCACCAGGGACAGCAUCGCCUCCAGUGCCACCACCACAACCACCAGCCCCGCCACCUCCGCCACCCCCGCCACCUCCUCCACCACCACCUUCUCGUUGCAACCCUCUCAGCUCGCUCAUUGCGAUAAUGAGGAAGUCAUCGAAGAGCUCCAAGAGCAGUCCAAAGGCAGAAGCAGCACCAGUUACAGCUGCUGUAGAUGUGAAAGUAAAAGCUGUGAAUGAAAUGAUGGAGAGGAUCAAGCAUGGCGUUGUGCUGAGACCAGUCAAAGGACAGGAUAGCAGUAGGAGAUUUGGUGUGAAGCAGCCUCCAGUCACAGAAGAAAAAACCCAGGAAAGUGCAAUGGAAGAACUGAAAGGAAUUCUGGAAAAUGUGAAGAAGAGUCCAAGUAGAGGGUUUCCAGAGGUGAUACCAGGGAAGAAAGACAGUGAACUGGAGGUCAUUCUGCGAAGGAGACGGAAACAGGCUUGUGACACAGGCUGUGAAGAUGACAAAGAAGGUGAAAUUAGUAAAUUCUCAUCUUUAGAAAGCUUAAAUGCCAGAAACAGUGCUGACUCGGGCAAAGAAACAGUGCUGUCUGGUCACGGAGGUAGUAGUACUCGCAGUUCUGUGUCUGAGAAGGGGACAGACGUACUUUCAAAUGGCUGCUGUGAUGGCUGUGAGGAAGGUGACAAGCAGCCCUCGACUGGGAACUGCAGCAAUAACAACGAAAAGAGCGUCUCUUCACCUUGUCAUAGCAAUUCAAAGGAUGAAGCUGCAAACACAUUGGAUGGAUUUAGUGCAGUCAAUAGUAGUAUUGAUGCAGAAUGUUAACGUUAGCAUUGCCUGCAAAAAAUUUAAAAAAUAAACAGCUGCACUUUUGCACAAGUAAACUUAAUUAGCUGACAAUAGGUUUUGUACCAUUAGACUAACAAUUUGAAGAUUUCAGUAGGUGCUUGCUGUACACAUGCUGUCUGCUGGUGUGAAAGUUUGAAGGGAGGCACAAUUGUCUUUCAAUUAAUCUUAUAGUAUGUCUGCACUUAACUUUUCAGUGGUGCUCAAUGCAUCUGUCACUUGUCAUCACAAAACUGAACAAUGACAUUUAAACUUGAAUUUUAGGGGGCUUUUUAUAAUGCUAUCUUCCUUACUAUGAUACCAAAUAAAAUGCCCAUGCACCCAUCGUUCAUUCCUUUAAGGAUGCUUUUGGACAAUGAAUGUGAUCAAUUUGAAGGUAUAAGGAGUAGAUGAGAAAAAUGGAUCUGGCACCUCUUCUACUGUUAGUUAUCUUUCCUUGCAUUUUUAAUCAGAAUUACUGAAUUUGCUUGACUGCAAUCUCUAAACUGCAUUGUUUUCUAUAAGAAUUAAGAGUUAAUUUACCUUAUUGUACUAUUCAAAAUAUAUGAGCAUUACAUUAGUAUCAUAAAUUAAAUAUAUAACUAAUGCUCAUUGUAUAAAUUUAUAAGCAAAAGUAAAUAAAUUAGAAAAAGUGAAAAAUCAGAGUAACAUAAUUCUAUAUCCACAACACUUAGAUUUCUAAUUGCAGAAUUACAGGAUUUGAGUGUGGCGGGCCAAUAAAGAUGACAAUGUUUGGAUGAAUUUAUGUAUGUUGUGACUUUGUUUGAUUAAAUUACAUGUCAGUACUUCAGACAGAUACUGCAUAUGAUAAGUAAUGCUGUGUACUGUACAUAAUUUAACAACAGUUUUCUUGCACACUUUGCAUUUUAUGCUGCAUCACACUGUAUGAAUAUACUUUUUGUAACAUCAUUCGGACCAACAACAAGUUAAUAAAAAAAUAUUUUUCCCCUGCGUAAUUUCUUCUUAGAAUGUGCAUUUUUAGUCCAGUUUCUUUUGUAUCUUUCUAGUUGGCUUUAUUUACAGAAGUGUUUUUCAUCCACUAACUGGGUUGCGGUCUUUGGUUGCAGUGGGUCACCUAAGAGAUUGACAGCAAUAUUUAUUCCUGUAUUUAUUGACGAUCAUCUCAAUAACUCUGCUUUCACAUGUGCACCUCCCCUCCUUGUGUAUCAUCAAUAAAAUUAAAAGAGAAAAAAACUGUGUCGCGACACCAUAAAGGUUGAGAAAUAUUGAUUUAUAGCAUACUGCGCGAUACAACAGAACUUAGAAAUUUUCAAAUUUCAUCACUAGCAAUGCUUAUUAUGUCUGUCAAGUUUAAUAUUACACAUGUGUCACAACACUGUAACAGUAUACAGUAAAUAUACAGGUACAUUGCAGGCAUUAAGAGACGGGUUCAAAACCUUCCCCCAAGUGGCAACUUUUCAAAGGUAAAUUUACUCCUACCAUGUUUUGUUCAGUAAUUUGAGUUCAUACUUCUAGCAUAAUAAAGCAAUUGACAAACGGGAAAUUUUAAGAUACUGUUUUUAACAUUUUAAUUUUAAGUUCAAAUGACAAUAAUAAUAGCACAUAAUAAUGUUAUUUCACUUACUUAAAAACAACUUACAAUGAGUAGAUACGAGUAUUCCAAAACCAAACAUACCGAGUCGAUGAGAACACAUCAGUAAGUGAGGUGCUUGUUCUUGCUUUUCACCUCCUAAUUUGGUGCCGCUGUUGAAAAAAAGAAGUCUCAUAUCAUCUUUAGGAACUAAUCAAGCUCUUUGCGACUUUUUUAAGCAAAUGUACCCCGCCACUCCCCCGGUGUAAAGGAAAUUUGCUUCCAGAGGGUAAACUUUCCCCUGAUUGAGAACCCCUAAAUUAAGGGGUCCCACUACAAGAACUAAUGUAGUUUUUAUAUUUCAGCUUAAUAGUACUGGUGUAUUAUGAAUGACCUGUUAACAUAUUGUUGAGAUAAUAUAGGUAAAAGUCAACUGAAAACUGAACUAGUCAAGGUACAGACCACUCGAAACUCAUGUUCUCUUUGCUUGUUUCAUUUUGAAUCAUUCUAAUGAUGCACUAUAGGAGAUAUUUUCUAAGUGUAUGCCAAGUUUGAUGGUUUAUGCUACCGAUUUGAAGAUUUGAAUGGUUGUUCCUGUUACUGUAUGUGGUGCUUCCAUUUCUUGUUAUCCAAUACUGGACUGUUCAUUGCAACUUGUCAAUUACCUUAGGUUUUUGUUUCCUUUUUUAAAAACUAGCUAAUAAAUUUUGCCCAUUUCA
Molecule: messenger RNA, 4615 nt
Organism: Polypterus senegalus (gray bichir)
Lineage: Eukaryota; Metazoa; Chordata; Cladistia; Polypteriformes; Polypteridae
Gene: shtn3
Product: shootin 3
Exons: 17
Coding region: 530-2344 (604 amino acids)
Source: RefSeq, a predicted model, not a curated record